AUGGACCGCAGUAGCCUCCUGCCCUUCCAGCUAUGGUGCCCCCGGCCUUUUGGCACCUACUCCCAGAACCAGCCUCGACCACCAGCCACAUCUCUCAAGCCGGCUACCUGCACCGAGCAGGGCAGCGGGGCAGAGCCGGACCACGGGCCUAUCCACUCAGAGAACACACCACCCACCUUGUCCCCCGAGGCACCUCCAGCUCCCCAGCCUGCCUCUCCGUUGCUCUCAGCGGCCGCGGCUGGCGAUGAGGGCCGAGUCCUGCUGGACACGUGGUACGUGAUCAAGCCUGGGAACACAAAGGAGAAGGUGGCUUUCUUUGUGGCUCACCAGUGUGGAGGCAGCAGCCGGGCCAGCUCCAUGAAGGUCAAGGGGCACUGGGGUAGUGACAGUUCCAAGGCCAAGCGGCGGAGGCGCUGCCUGGAGCCCACCAAAGCCCCACCAGACCCUGGAGGCCAGGAGGGGCUCCCUGCUACUGAGGGAACUGCAGGCUUGGGCACCGAGGACAUGGACCUGCUCUCUGUGGCUGAGAUGGUGGCCCUGGUGGAACAGCGAGCUGCCCUGGCUUUGCAGGGCUAUCCACGUCCGGGUCCCCCGGCACCUGUGGUCUUUGUGUCAGCUGAGCAGGGUGGCCCGGCCAAGGGGCUGGGGUCUGAACGGCGGGCCGGCAGCAGUGCGGGGGGCAGUGGGGACUGCAGCCGCGUGGCUGAGGCAGUGGCCCACUUUGAGGCACAGCGGGACAGCCCUCCAGCUAAGGGUCUUCACAAAGAGGAGCGGCCUGGCCCGGGCCCUGGGGAGGUGCGCAUCGCCUUCCGUAUCUCCAACGGCCGUGAACUCCGGGCACCAGAUGGCAGCUUGCCCAAUGGGGGCGGGGGCCGGGCGGGCUGUGCCUACCCUGGUAGCCCAGGACCUGGAGCCCGGGCCAAAGACAAGAUCACCUGCGACCUGUACCAGCUCAUCAGCCCCUCAAGGGAUGCCCUUCCCAGUAACGUGGAGUUCUUGCUGGCUCGGGCUGAUGAAGCCAGUGAGGGCGAGACCCCAGCCCCUGCCAGGCCCGAGGACACUCCCCCAGCACCCCCUCCGCCCCCUGCCCGGGACUGCGGGGCCUCUGGCUUCCACGUGGACGUGGUGGUGACAGGCGUGGUGGACGAGUGCACCUUCUUCGGUAAGGAUGGCACCAAGAACGUGAAGGAGGAGACUGUGUGUCUGACGGUCAGCCCUGAAGAGCCUCCCCCUCCUGGCCAACUCUUUUUCCUCCAAUCCCGGGGCCCAGAUGGGCCCCCUGAGCCACCCAUCACUGACACGCCAGCCACCAUGCCCGGCCCCGAUGAUGCUGACGGGUCGGCAGACACCUCGCUGUGCCGCCUCUACCGGCAUGUGUCUCACGACUUCCUGGAGAUCCGCUUCAAGAUCCAGCGGCUGCUAGAGCCUCGACAGUACAUGCUGCUGCUGCCUGAGCACGUGCUGGUCAAGAUCUUCAGCUUCCUGCCCACCAGGGCCCUGGCGGCCCUCAAGUGCACCUGUCACCACUUCAAGGGCAUCAUUGAGGCAUUUGGUGUGCGGGCCACUGACUCGCGCUGGAGCCGAGACCCCCUCUACCGCGAUGACCCGUGCAAGCAGUGCCGCAAGAGGUACGAGAAGGGCGACGUGUCGCUGUGCCGCUGGCACCCCAAGCCCUACCACCACGACCUGCCUUACGGACGUUCCUACUGGAUGUGCUGUCGCCGGACUGACCGCGAGACGCCCGGCUGCCGCCUGGGCCUGCAUGACAACAACUGGGUGCUGCCCUGUAACGGGCCGGGCGGGGGUCGGGCCGGCCGAGAGGAGGGCAGGUGA
Molecule: messenger RNA, 1833 nt
Organism: Chrysochloris asiatica (Cape golden mole)
Lineage: Eukaryota; Metazoa; Chordata; Mammalia; Afrosoricida; Chrysochloridae
Product: F-box only protein 46-like
Exons: 1
Coding region: 1-1833 (610 amino acids)
Molecular function (GO): protein binding
Source: RefSeq, a predicted model, not a curated record